Molecule: messenger RNA, 3082 nt
Organism: Peromyscus maniculatus bairdii (prairie deer mouse)
Lineage: Eukaryota; Metazoa; Chordata; Mammalia; Rodentia; Cricetidae
Gene: Ect2l
Product: epithelial cell transforming 2 like
Molecular function (GO): protein binding; guanyl-nucleotide exchange factor activity
Source: RefSeq, a predicted model, not a curated record
UAGAAGUGGAAGAAAGUAAUUUGCUGAGAUGUCACUCAGGAAUUUUCCCCAGGAAAGCCUGGAAGUGGAGAGCUUUCGCACGAGGUUCAGUGCCUGGACUCCCUUUACCAACCAGUCCUUAAACAGACAGCUCUUUCAAGAAAGAGUUACUCUCAUAACUCACUGGUUUGGCCUCUGGACCAACAAGCAACGGCGGGAAUUCUUAUUCACAAUUCUUUCACAAUGCUCUAAAUCACAACUAAGGUUCCUGCAAGACUGGUUUUCAGAAAGGCAGCAGGUGGCCAGAGUGGAUUUCUCGACAGUGUUACCGCGCUCCAUUUCUCUGUUUAUCUUUUCCUUUCUGAGUCCGAAAGACCUCUGUGCAGCUGCUCAAGUCAGCUGGCCCUGGAAGUUUCUAACAGAACAGGAUUGCUUAUGGAUGCCUAAAUGCACUAAGUUUGGAUGGUUUCUGCCCUAUACGCCAACACAGAAUGAAUAUGGAGCUUGGAAGCACCAUUACAUUGCUUGUGUGUCCAGCUUGGACUGGCUAACGCCCAGGGAGGCUGCUGCUGUGUAUGGAACACUGAAUGAACCCAAACCAGAAGAUGAGGAGUUCCAGGAGAGGCAAAGAGAAAAGUGCCUGAGAAAAAUCAUUUGGGAGAAUAUUGCAUUCCGGAAGAAGUUGUUAUUCAAAGCUCGACCCCCUUGGCUGAGUGGAACAUGCUCCAGGACACUGCAGUCCUGGAGCCUGCCCCGUGGUCCUCAGAUGGGGAGGGAUGGAGCAGGAUUCUAUGAAGCUUUGGAAAGACAGCUUGUUCUGGCAUCUUUAGAUGCUUUGCCUAAGCGAAGCAAUCCUUCUGGAAGUCACUCCUACCCUGUAUUAUUAAGGAAAAGUCACCGUGGGGUUGGUAGGACUGAUGACAACUCUUCUGGUGCUUUGCACACAUAUGUCAUCCUGAUCUCAUCGCGGAUUCCUGCCUAUGAGAUGGUGGUGGAGAGCGUGAAGGUGGGUGUCGUGACCGUCCUGUACGAACACAGCGGUGUGACCCUGGAGGGCCUGCUUCAUCUCGUAGACAGAGCUCUGCAAGGGCGGAAGGCACAGAGCCUGGGAAUAUUUUGCGGUGGAAACAGCCGAGAAAUUGACUUACUCCAAGGCUAUAAAAUUUGCAUUAAAAAUUUACUGUCGCCUGAAGUGAGGGACUUCUGGGAGAAAUUAGGAAGCUGUGUGGCCACCAAAGAAGAAGGGGGACGUGUAGAUUUCUUUGUGCCUCUUGGAGCAUCAGAGGCAGGCAUGGAAAUCCUUUCUCAGCUGUCUCAACUAACUGGCACAUUCUUCUCGGCCCCCACCGGAAUUGCGACUGGUUCAUACCAACACAUUCUUAGUGACUGGCUGGGGGCACAGCAGGACAGACCACCUCCUUCUAACUACUUCAGUGAGUCCAAGCUGCAGGCAUGGUCCAGCUUCACAGACUCCCUGGAAGACACCUUGAAAUCAGUGAGGAAGGAGUUACAUCCACUCUUCAAGAACUUGCAGAAGAGCAUCAGUGGCCAGAUCAUAGGGCAACUUAUGUUUGACGCUCUGAGUAUGGCCAGCAUUCUACAGAACCAAGAUGCUGCACAGACUCUGGCCGAUGGGCUGACGGAGUUGUCAAAAGAAGGCUCUGACAAACCUCUGGAAUUUUUGUCAUAUUUCCUACUGAAGAAAUCUAGUAAAAGGAGCGAGGAAUUUGAAGGAAGUGAUAUUCUGAUAGAACGUGACGUAAACGUAACACCGGAUCCACUCAGGAAGGAAAGAAGUGCCGUAGAAGACAGUUCUCAGGACACAAAGUCAAGUCCAAGCCAAAGCGACCUGAACAUGGAGGUGCUGGUUAAGCUGGAGAAAAAGCUAAAGAUGAACUCAGUAGAGAAACGAACCCAAGUUGUGAGGGAGCUUGUACAGAGCGAGAGACGGUAUGUGCAGAUGCUGGGAAUCGUGAGGGAUGUGUACGCCAGGCCCCUGAGGGCAGCGCUCUCCUCAAACAGAGCCAUUCUGAGUGCUGCCAACACACACAUCAUUUUCUCUGAUAUUCUACGCAUCCUAGAUCUCAACAGAGAAUUUCUAGAUAACCUAAGAGACAGACUACAGGAAUGGAGCCCAGCCCACUGUGUGGGAGAAAUAUUCAUAAAGUUUGGAAGGCAGUUGAACACAUAUACCAAUUUCUUCAACAACUAUCCAGUGGUUCUGAAAACCAUCGAGAAGUGCAGAGAGAUGACCCCAGCAUUCCGAGCUUUCUUGAAGAGGCAUGAUAAGACCAUUGUUACAAGAAUGCUGAGCCUGCCAGAGCUGCUUCUGUAUCCAUCCCGGAGAUUUGGAGAAUAUAUUCACCUGCUCUAUGCUCUGAGACUGCAUACUCCUGCAGGACACACAGACCGUGGGGACCUGACCACUGCAAUUGAUCAAAUCAAGAAAUAUGAAGACUACAUAGAGCAGAUAAAGGAAAACAUCAACAUGAAAGAGCAGCUGUCCGAUGUACAGACGAUCAUCUCGGGGUGCCCUACCCUAUCAGGAGUAAACAGAUACCUGAUUAGGAUCCAAGAUGUAGUUCAACUUCAUUGCUGUGGGGAGACAAUGGACUUCUCUUUAAGGCUCUACGAAGAGACCCGAGACCUCAGCCUCUUCCUCUUCAACGAUGCACUGCUUGUUACCAGCCGGGGCACAUCUCAUACUCCAUUUGAAAGGACUUCUAAAACAACCUACCAGUUCAUUGCAUCAGUGGCCCUUCCCAGGAUACUCGUAGAAGACAUUCCAGACUCCAAAUAUGUCAAGAAUGCAUUCAUUCUUCAAGGUCCAAAACGUGAAUGGAUCUGUGCUACUGAGGUGGCGGAUGAUAAAUUCCUUUGGUUGUCUAUACUCCAAACUGCAAUCAGAAGCAGUAUGAAGUAAGACUAGAUUCAAAACAGACAAGAAGGUUCUUGGAAAUUCAUAUGCCAUGUUUUCUGCUUCAGAACAUCUAGUGAGAAACAGGGAACAGUCAUGGAUGCUGAGGAGAUGGAUGAGCUAGGACCAUCUGUGAGGUUCCUUUCAACUUUUAAAAUGUAUGAUUAAACUAUGUGGGGUGUCUAA